Molecule: messenger RNA, 360 nt
Organism: Ilex paraguariensis (yerba mate)
Lineage: Eukaryota; Viridiplantae; Streptophyta; Magnoliopsida; Aquifoliales; Aquifoliaceae
Source: the annotation of a GenBank genome assembly
AUGCCUUCCGUUGCUCAGUCAGUUGGUGCUUCCCGUCAGAAUUCACCCAAUGCAGGAAGAUUGAAACUAGGGGGUUCAUGCCUAGAAGUAGGAAUGAUUGUGUUGAGGGAGGCCAUCAAAUUCGCCUACCAACAAGGCGUCAAUGAGGCUGUUUUUGAAGGACAGACAAUAAAAAUCUUCAAGCUGUUGAAAGAGGAUUGUGAUUUAGCUGUUGCGAGCUCCUCGCUUUUCGCUAGAUCUGUGCCCUCUAGCUGUAGAAUUUUUUUGGCCUAUCGAAAGAUCCUUGUGGCUCCGGAUCCCUCCAAUCCAGCUGGUCGUUGGGAUGAGCCUGCAAUCCCUCAAUCCUGGGACCAGUUCUAG